Molecule: messenger RNA, 1808 nt
Organism: Halteromyces radiatus
Lineage: Eukaryota; Fungi; Mucoromycota; Mucoromycetes; Mucorales; Cunninghamellaceae
Exons: 1
Coding region: 49-1677 (542 amino acids)
Source: RefSeq, a predicted model, not a curated record
CCCCUCCUCUCCUGCCGACCACGUUUCACUAAAUCGAUAUAUCUUUGGAUGUUUAGCUGGCUACAGCCGUGGCGACCUUCUUCGAAAAUCCAACGAAAACAAGAUUCCCACCCACAUCAACACAAUAAUGUAUUGUCCACUCAUUCUUUUUCUCUCUCUGAAAAAACUAUGAUCACCCCAAAAUCUAUUGCCAUUGUCAAGAAAACUGCUGUUCAUGUUUCUGGUGAUGAUGUUUCCGGAAUACAUUAUCAAUCAAAUGAAACUCAAGACAAUUCUUCCACUACCGUUUCUUCCGCAGCUUCUGUAGCCUUAUCUGCUGAAUUAGCAAAGAAACAACAACUUCAACAAUUGAGUCAUAUCGACACUACCACAACAAUGCAACAACAUUCCUCCAAUACCAGCAUACGAAGCAUAAAGUCAGUUUCAACUUCCUCAUCACCACCAAAACAUCAACCUAUUCAACAACAAUCCAACUCUACUACUAGUCAGGCUUCUUCAACCACUUGUAUUUCUACUGUACCUUCUCAUGUAGUAAUGCAUCCUUCUCCAAAACGAUCAGCAACUCCAUUUUCAACCAAUGUUUCGGCUAACGGAGAUAUUGUAUUUGAAACUCAUAUUAUGGCCCCACAUUCACCAAUGGUAGCACCAUCAUCAUCAUCAUAUUCCAAUUCUCAACAACCUCAGCAAAUCGACUCACCAACAUCAAUGGAUCGCCCUGUACCAGAACAAGUAUCUAUGAUUUCAAUAUCACUAGCAGAAAAACAUUUACUCGACAUGAUUCAUCCAUUGCCACCUCCAAUAUCUCCACUUUCAAUAACCUGUACCUCUGACGCAAUGGAUCAACCUCCUGACCUGCAUCUUUCCGAUCAACAUGACGGACAAACGCAGCAAUAUUCACAACAUUCACAACAACAAAUACAGCCAUCACUUGAUCAACACGAUCAAGACCAUAAUAUGCAAAUAUCAACUGCGCCCCAACAAGUGGUAGAAGAAGAGGCACCAUCAAUACAACAAAAAAGGUUUUGGACUUGGCUAUUUCCCCCUCCUCCAAUUGCAUUGUCGACCAAUCAAAACAAGGAAUCAUUACCAUCAGCAUCAUCCUCUCCUAUUAGUAAUAAUGUCACCAAGAAGAACAAUCCACACAACCAGCUUCACAACAACAACAACAACAAUAAUAAUAAUAUUUCGCCUGGUCCGCCCUUACUUUCGGAAAUGUCAUCAUCGCCUAUUCCUGUGCCUUCAUCUUCCUAUAUUGAAAGCUCAUCUCCUUCUGUGAUAUCAUCACCAGCAUCGUCAUCUGUGCAACCUAUGAUCAAUAAUAGGAAAGGUGGACGAAGAAAUCAAGUCUUGCCUCCAUUUCGAUCUCAAUAUCGUGUGCCGCCAUCCUCAUCAUCGACAGCUACGAUCAACAAUAAUAUCAAACCAUCUGGAAAAUUUUUUGACAAAGCUAUAGAAUCUAUCAAUCAAUUUAUUCAACAAGCGUCUUCUAUCAAUAGUGGUAACAACAAAUCAGCUGAUCGAGUCAUUCAUACUGAUCCUGAUUCUUGGAAACAACAAAUGAAAGCAAGAUUUGCCCGUUUUAUUGAUGAUAUCAAAUCUGAUCCUGAUGGAUUUGCUGGAAAAAAAAUAGUGGUUGUAGGUGUCCAUGGAUGGUUUCCUAUGAAGGUAAUGUUAUAGGAACAAAAAAAACAUAUAUAUAUUAAACUCACUUGUAUAUGAUAAUAUAUAGUUGGUCCGAAGCAUGAUUGGUGAACCUACUGGGACUUCAACAAAAUUCUGCGAACAAAUGGUAGCAGCUGUGAAGAAGU